Messenger RNA from Poeciliopsis prolifica (blackstripe livebearer), 3668 nucleotides. RefSeq names its product basic immunoglobulin-like variable motif-containing protein. Gene Ontology annotation, molecular function: single-stranded DNA binding; DNA endonuclease activity. The record is from RefSeq and is a predicted model, not a curated record. Bases 10 to 1701 code for a protein of 563 amino acids. The transcript has 10 exons. Gene Ontology annotation, biological process: nucleotide-excision repair. Gene Ontology annotation, cellular component: nucleus. Lineage: Eukaryota; Metazoa; Chordata; Actinopteri; Cyprinodontiformes; Poeciliidae.
GUUUAGUUAAUGUUUAAUAGCCGCACAGCUACACCAGCCGGGCUAGUCGGGCUCUUUCUCUCGUUUCCUAAUCCGCGACUUGGGUUAAAGCUUUGCUCUGUUGUCCCCAGAGGAGACGCCCUCAUUCUCGUUCGCCUCCGUCCUCCGUCGCCUGCACGCCUGCAUCCUCCGAUGCCGAACACGUCAGAAGGUCAAGGAGCGAAUCUCCCCCGGCCCGCGGAGCGGUCGGAGCUGCAGAGGCCCGCGGAUGGGGAGGAGGAGGAGGACCACGGGCUGAUCGGCUCUCUGGCCCGGGACGCCGCGAGGCUGAGGCGGGCUUCGAGUGCUGAGCUGCACCUACAGUGGACCUGCCCGGUCACGCACUCCCGGGAAAAGUUCUACACGGUCUGCUCCGACUACGCUUUGCUCAACCAGGCGGCCUCCGUGUACUGCUGCCCGCCGAAGGUGGCCAGGAACAAGCAGGAGGACGGGGCCCCGCUCGGGAAGCCCAAAGCCUCCUCGGACUUCAGCGGCGGUCACACUGGAGGGGGUCCCGUGGGGUCGGACGGGGACUGCGACGUGGAUGAGAUGUCCUCCGGCCACGCUAAGCCUCUUCUGGCCUGGGAGAUUGACACAGCGGACUUUAAUACUGUAUUCACUAGGAAAAUAAGAACCAGCAAUGGGAAGAAAUGCAGCUCUAAGAAGAUGAGGGCCUCAGACAGACCCAGCAGGAAUCUGCAGGAUGUUCCUGUUCAUGCAUCACUGGAGGAGAUCAAACAGAGGAAAGUGCUGGACCUCAGAAGAUGGUACUGCAUCAGCCGGCCGCAGUACAAGACGUCUUGUGGCAUCUCCUCUCUGGUGUCCUGUUGGAACUUCCUGUACAGCACUCUGGGUGCAGGAAGCCUUUCACCCAUCUCUCAGGAGGAGGCGCUGCAUAUUCUGGGCUUCCAGCCGCCUUUCGAAGACAUCAAGUUCGGCCCCUUCACUGGGAAUGCCACGUUGAUGCGGUGGUUCAGGCAACUCAACGACAAUUUCCGAGUGCGAGGUUGCUCCUACAUUUUGUACAAACCUCACGGUAAACACAAGACGGCUGGAGAAACGGCUGAAGGUGCGCUGUUGAAGCUGACCCAAGGCUUGAAGGAUGAGUCCAUGGCCUACAUUUACCACUGUCAGAACCAUUACUUCUGCCCAGUGGGCUUCGAGGCUACGCCACUGAAAGCGGCAAAGGCCUACAGGGGUCCUCUGCCCACAAAUGAAAUGGAGCACUGGAUCUUAAUCGGCGAGCCCAGUAGGAAACAUCCAGCGAUCCACUGUAAAAAGUGGAUGGACAUUGUGACCGACCUCAACACGCAGAAUCCAGAGUACCUGGACAUCCGCCACACAGAGAGGGGACUGCAGCACCGCAAGACCAAAAAGGUGGGCGGUAACCUGCACUGCAUCAUGGCCUUCCAGAGGGUGAACUGGCAGAAGCUCGGCCCGUGGGCUCUAAACCUGGAGAAUCUGCGCCACGACUUCCAGCAGCCGGCCUCGGACCGAGCCCAGGGCAGCGUGGCCGACGACUCGGAGGAGAGGACGCCGUCCAAGCGUCUGGCCCAGCUGGGGCGCUCGCAGAGCAUGGGGAGUCAGAAGGACACCUGCAGCUGGAAACGGCUGUCCAACACCACAGAAUACAGACAGAGGAGCUCCCCAGAGAGCGACCUGGAGGAGGACAUCACAGACUGAGACGCUUCCUGUGGACAUGCAGGAGCGGGACGUCAUGACAACCUACGACGAAACCCAGAGCUGGCGAUUCUAAAGGAUAGGCCCCCUAAAAAACCUUGCAAAGUGUUGGUUCAACUCAUUAACAGUUUUUGUUUGUAGUUUUUGGAAAUAUUUAAAUAGAGUUUAAAGGCUUUUGUUGGUGUUGGGCAUUCCUUUGACCUCAUCACAUCGAAAAUCCCUUUUCCUGUCUUGUGUCCCCACAAGCGCAAACAGUCCCCGAAGCUGUGACUUUAUAUUUCCGGUUUCGGGAGUGGCGCAAAGGCUACAGCAGCUUCAAAAUAUAUGUUUCCACUAUUUUAUCGUAGCACUGCCAAAGGAUUUCCUUGAUUUCCACAAGGAAAUGAAGGGAAGGAGGUGAACCAAGACUUCUCCAGCCACUGGAAGAAGACAAAUUCCAGUCCGAAUAGAAGCCCAACCGGUUGGAAAAUCACAUCCAAACUUUUUUUCAAUCAGCUUUGGAACUUGCACUGACAUCAACACUCUUCAGAGUGAAAGGUAUUACUGAAUGAAGACUCAAUCUUAACUGUUGAUGGAUGGGAAAUACAGAUGCCAACACGGUCAGCUUUUGCAACAUUCAUAAAAAAUAAGGACAAAUUAUGAGGAGGAAAGAAUUUACUACAACAGUGUAUUAGGGCUAUUGUAUAUGGAGAGAGAAAAGAACAUGUCAGGAGUUUUCAGAGUAAUGUCAGAAAUGUUCUUGAAAGAUGAGGAAAUUUCUGAAUUCUAAAUGUCAAAACUUUGAGAGAAAAAACACAAAUUUUGAGAUUAAUCUCAGAACAUUUAUAGAAAAAACAAGGAAAAUUCUGAGUUUGAAAAGCCAAACAUUUUCCACUUUUUGAAACUCAAAAUUUCCAAGUUUUUUUCUAGGAAAUUUAAAACUUAAUUUUUUUUUUAAAGAAAAAAUCUGAGAUUACUCUGAAAUGUCUUUUUCCCAUCUACAAUGAAAAGUGUUUGGUAAAGUUUCAGAAGUAAACACCGAGUUGCAUCAACACUUGUGAAGGUUUAAAAACUUACUUUAAACCCUAGUCUCUUUUUUUUUUUGUUUUUUUUUUUUAGUUCAAUCACCCCUGAAUGCAAAAUGCCUACAUUCACCACUGCUGCUCUUAGCCAUCAUCUCUUUCGUGGACACAUAGGGAGAUGUUCCAGGUCUUUCUCUUCACCUCAACCCAGCCGCAGUGGUACUGUUGGCUUCAUAUCGAGCCAGUUCUGCCUAGAAAACGCACAACAGCAUUACCCACAAUCCCGUUUGGUUCAGAAAUGACGCACCAACAGGGUUUAUUGUACAACGGAAAUGUCUCCCUCCUGGUUCGCAGUGGUUUAGUUCAGUGGAAAUGGCGUCGUCAAAGUGUUGUGAAAAUGGCCAGUGUUCUGUGAUUCGUGAAAUCCUCUGGUAACAGAUAUGUGGAUCAUCAUGUGUUUUUUUUUUUUUUUUUUUUUUUUUUAAGAGAUAUGACAUAUGUGUCACAUCUCUUUAAAAAUGUGAUCCUCACGUUGUUAAUUUCUGUGAACACGGUUUGGUUUGCAGCCAUCUGUGCUUCAGCUAACACAGACGUGAUUAAGCAAGCCUGUUCAUAUGGGAUUCUCCUAGUUAUUUUACAAUAAAAUCUUGAUUUUAUUUAAUUUUUUUAAAAACACCAUGAAGCUGUCCCAUUUCUCUCUCUACAAGUGACAGUGCCGUGCAGAAGUAUUCACACCUGGCUACAACAGUGCAUUAUACUGAGAUUUUAUGUUAGACCAAUGAAUGCAAAACAGUGCAGACUUGUAUAGUGGAAAGUAAACAGGAAGAUGUCUUAACCAGGUUCGUGCGUAAAGAGACUUAUACUGUUGUUCUGCCAUGAAAAUCAACAAAGAACAAGCUCUUGACCAAACUAUUCUGAUUUAUUUAUAAUCCUGAUGGGUUUAAUUUUGAAUAAAAGGUUUGUUUUUGA